Molecule: messenger RNA, 4953 nt
Organism: Thyridium curvatum
Lineage: Eukaryota; Fungi; Ascomycota; Sordariomycetes; Thyridiales; Thyridiaceae
Exons: 5
Coding region: 1-4953 (1650 amino acids)
Biological process (GO): positive regulation of transcription by RNA polymerase II
Cellular component (GO): nucleus
Molecular function (GO): transcription factor binding
Source: RefSeq, a predicted model, not a curated record
AUGUAUCGCCUGGCCAGGUUUCACCGUGCCAGACCUGAUAUCAUCGCCGUCAUGUCCGCCUCCGGUCCGCUGGCGAGGAAGACUUCGGUCUCGAGUUCCUCAAAAUCAAGAGCCAUGGCAAACACCACGCAAGAGGUAACAAUGACGCCGCCCGCGGUGAUGCGGUACUUUGACCCGUGCGCCGCGACCGCGGGCAUGUUCCUCUACGCCCAGGGCAACUCUGUCGUCUGCUGUCAUCACGAUACCUUGACGAUUGAGCGUAGGUUUUCAAGGCACGACGAGGAGGUUCAGUUACUAGCUGUCGAUACACAAAGUGAAAGAGGUGCUGGUCGGUUGGUAGUGAGCUACGAUGCAGGGUCAACGGCUAUUGUGUGGGAUAUCAUGUCCGGAGACGAAAUCGCCCGUUUUUCUUCCUAUGAGCAUCUCACGGCGGCAAUCUGGAUGAAAAAUGGGAAUGUCGCAUUUGGAAAUACCCAAGGAAACAUCAUUUUGUUUGAGCCAGAGACCUCGGAACAUAUCUCUUCGCGAACUCUGGAUCAGAUAGCGGUCACGGCUUUGGCGCCAGCCGCGGACUGUCGAACUUUUGCUAUCGGAGGGCCGUCUUCCAUCGUCAAUCUCGCAUGGCAUGCUUCGUCGUCGAGGCAGAAGUCUGACAUGCUUGCUGUGCAAACGAAUGACGGCGACCUUCGUGUGUGGAGUGUCUCCAAGGCUUACAACAAUGCCGAUCCCGCCAAGGUCGUGCGAAUCUUGAAGCGGACCGAGAACUACCUGACGGGCCCUAACUGGAUGGGCUGGUCAAAGAACGGGAGAAUCAUCCAGUAUUCCGAAUCUGAGACCAUGUCUUGGGAUGUUCGCACCAAACAUGUCACGUUUGACAGCAUCCCUACUCUCGAGCACGUUCGAGGGUUGGCUGUCUACGGACCAGGAGCCAGCUUGUUUACGUUGGGAGCAAACAACACCGUCCAACAGUUCGAUUUGAAUGCUCCCGCAGUCCUGGUUGCCAAUGCUCAACAUCCCGCGAACCUCCUGCCUCCGUCUCCUCCUGUCUCUAUUGAAGAACAGGACAAAGCCGCAGCUGCGAGCAACUCUGAAUCAGAAAUCUCCAUUGGUCUCGAAGGUGUCUCUGAGAGCGAUGACGACCACAUGUCGCCCAUUGCGCGGAUGAUUCAGACCAAGCAGCAUGUGGACGCGGAUCAAGAUUUCUAUGGGCAGCCGGCAAGCGAAGCAUCGUCCAAGAGCCGCAAAUCGAGCGUCUCGUCGGCCAGCUCGCGAACACCUGGUCGAUACCAAGAGUCGAUCCGGUCCCGCGGUCUCACGGAGAACACGUAUAUUUCCGCCGGGUCAUCUCUUCGUUCACCUGCAGCAUCUCGCUAUGAUUCGAGAAACCAGGAUGCUCACUCGAUUAGUAGUCUGAGUUCUGUUUCGAUGGGUUCUUCCAACCAUCGCUCGCGUCACCGGCCCUCCCGUCUGAGGAAUGAAGUCCCUAGAAGUCCGGAGGAUAACAAGGUGCAUGAUCUGUUCAAGUUCACGAAAAGUCGCUUACACGACCUGCCCUACAAGCAUGUGCCUCUUCCUGACAGCGGGAAGAUGACCAACGAAGAUCUUCGCCGCCAAAUGCUCAGCACGAUCUUUGGUUGGAACAAGGAUGUUGAGGACCUGAUUCGGGAUGAGAUGAGCCGUCAUCCCAACGGCUCGCCCAACCGUGUCCUUCUUGCCAAGUGGCUUGGCGAUAUUGAGUCUGACAUUAUGACAACUAGCUCGCAGAGCAUGACCUCGGCGGACUGGAUGCGUUUGGCUCUGAAUGGCAUCGGGUCUCAGACCUCCCAGCAAAAGCUGGGCCGCGCUUUCAUCCAGCGCCUCUUGGAAGCUGGAGAUAUCCACGCAGCAGUAACGAUGAUGCUCGGCAUGGGCGACCACAACGAUGCCAUUGAAGCUUACGUGUCCCACAAGCUGUACAUGGAAGCAUUGCUCUUGUGUUGCCUCCUGUUCCCAGCUGUCUGGGAGCGUCAGUCACAAAUCGUCAAGAAAUGGGGAGAAUGGGCUGCUCAGCAUAGCCAGAAGCAGCUGGCCAUCAGAUGUUUUGCUUGCAGUGGUAAAGAAUCCAGUGAGCCGUGGACGUCACCAUCUGCGGCUCAGAUCACCUUCCAGUCUAUGACGCCCAGCAUCCCUGAGGUUCUGAGUCCGCCUCUGUCUCCUCCAGGGAUACAGAGAGGACCCCAGCGGAGUAUUGCAAAGUCAUCUGCCCUCAAGUUGAUCACCUCAUUCGGCGAUCAGAACUCCCGUUCCAAGUACUUUUCCGGAAAUGAGGAUGGCCAGACUCCUAUUGCGGCAGGAGUUACGCCCAUUGCUGAGUCGGCCAUCUCCCCAGGUGCAUUCGCCGAUCCUGCAACAGCGUUCAUCAGGCCGGGGACUCGAAGUGCUCUGAACACUCCCAGCUCAGCACGGCCCAGUGGACCUGCUGCAGGCUUCAACCGCCAGAGACUGCCCUCGAUCGGCGAGGCUCCAGGCGAUACGCCGCGUGGCCGACUGAAGGCGUCGGAUCUGCCCACCCCUCCUGUUGACUCCCUCGAUAAAAUGUCUCGCGGGCAUGCACCCAAGCGUUCUCAUGACGAGACGAGCUUUUCCACAGGCAUGUCCAUCGGCAGGGCAGCGACUGCGAGUCCUAUGAUGAUGAGGGAAGGCCCGCGCGUUCGGAAGGAGCAUCCUCCGCCCUCGCCUUCGCCCGCCUCAAUGGCAGCUCUCAUGGAAGGACGCACAAGCCGCAAUGGACCUCGAAACCGCAUCCCGCGCGGGAUUGAGAUGCAUGUCGAUACAAUCGAGGCCCUUGACCAGAGCGACAUCACAUCCCCCGAGCAGUCCGUCGCUUCCUCGACACGAUUCCACUGGCCGUCCAGGCGCCGAGGCCCUGGCUCCGUCGGUGGGAGCUCUGUGACAUCAGGUGCAUCCAGUCUCGCGAGGAGUCAUAGAGGGCGUCACCCAGGCAGGAGUCUCGAUGACUAUAUCCACAGCCUUGAUGCGGCCAAGAACAAGAAACGGGGAAAUAGCCGAGAAGGUGGUAGCGCCGUGAGGGACUCUAGCAGGAGCAGACGUGGUGACUCGAGAGAGCGGUCUGCGGACCGUGGCCGCACCUCGUCCCGUGCCUACACGCCCAAGGCCGGCAAGCGCUCUCCCAGGUCUCCGGUCCCAAUGUCGCCCGAAGAUCUCAUCAACCUCAGUACACCAAAGCUCGCUGACUUGGAGGCCCACGGAAACCUGUUGAUCGACGUUGGCGCCGAGGAACCAAGCACUGUCAGAAAAGCGAGCACGGUGCGCCACGUGUCUUCAAACCGGGUUGGGAGUCGGGCGUCGAGCCGUGGAAGCCGGCGGCGCAGUCCCGAGAGAAGACCUCCUGCGCUGGACAUUCCGCGUGGUCGUGGCAACUCCAGGGAGAGCUCUGCCAUCCGCUCACCUUCGUCUCCCCUCCCCAUGAGCUCCCAGGCCCUGCAUUACCAAGGCUCCGAGGACGAGGAAGACUACCGGAAGGCAGUCGAGGAACAGGAGAAGUUCCGCAGCCGCAACAAUCGCAGCACCAGCCGGAACGUCCGUGAACCGUCUCCAGGAAUGGGGCGCUCGGGUCGUGACAGGUCUCAGAGCCGCCGAGGCACAAAAGAGCGUGACUCGCCCGAAAACAGGACGCGUACGCCGGCCAUUACAACGCCCGCUGCCGUCAGCGUUGGAGAUCUGAGACAGACCAAGGACAUCCGGACGCUCAAGAAGGAGGCAGCAGCUCGCGAGCUGGAGGAGCGCCGCAAGUCUCUUGCUCGGCGUCCCCUGGCGCCCCCGAUCGUGCAUCCUGAUGAAUUGUCGCCGGCCUUUUUCAGGACGACUGACACGAUGGAGCUGCCCAGCUCGACCUUUGUGCCGCCCAAGGACCUCCCAGUGCGGAGCCGGACUGCCGAGCCUGGACAGACGAGAAGCAUGUAUGCCAACAGGGGCCCUCCCAUCGGGCUUCCUGCGACGCCCAAGGCCAUGCGGCUGAUCAUGGAGACGGACCCCAACGCUGUCCCGGGCGUGCCAACCAUCCCGGCGACGUUUGCACAGAGGCACUCUCCCACGUCUCCGGCCAACAACUCGUCCCCGGACAAAUCUCCCAAGAAGGAGGCGGCAGCACCGCCGUCCCUGACACUCUUGCCGUCCACGGUGUACUCGCCGCCCGUCCGUCCUCCCAUCUCGCGAUGCAUGUCGGCGCCGCCCGAGGAGCCGGUUCCGCCAAAGGCCCUCCAAGGUGGUGGUGGCGCACCGGGAGCCAAGACGUCGUCGAUGCAGCGACGGCGAUCAUUGCGGAAAUUGAGCACGGACACCUCGGUCCCUACCGUGCGGAACAUUGAUGGAGUCAUGGACACCAGCCGCAUGGCCCGUCGGCAGUCCCGCGACGACCAGAUUCCUCCUCCGCCUCCUCCACCCCCGAUGCUCAAGGAGCUCGCCCAUCUCGCCACGCCGCCGCCGCCACCUCCAGCGCCCCUCCCGUUCGGGCAGAAGCCAGCGGUAUACGGUGGCCACGCCUCGGGCACCAUCGAGAUCGUCAUGGAGGACGGCCAGACACAGCCCAUCCCUCCUCCUCCUCCUCCACCAGCAGUCCCCGUUGCCAUCCCCGUCAGCGAGGCCAGCGUGCCCAUCAUCGCGGCUCCCGCGCCCCCGUCUUCCCGCAACGGCCACCACCGCGGGCGGAGCAGCAUCGACAACAGCAUCGCGGGCCGCAUCUCGAGGGCCACGGAGCGCAUGCGGUCCGCGAGCCGGGGGCGGCACAACUCGUCGGUCAUCAGCAGGACCAAGUCGCCCGAGGGCAUGCCGGCGCCGUACGAGAGCGUCCCGCCGCCGGUCAGCUACCGCGCCCCUCCCGAGCUGAGGUCGCCGAUCCAGCCGCUGCCCGUCAAUGACUUCCGCACGGGGCUGCACCAGAGCGAGAUGAUCUAA